Molecule: messenger RNA, 405 nt
Organism: Seriola aureovittata
Lineage: Eukaryota; Metazoa; Chordata; Actinopteri; Carangiformes; Carangidae
Gene: rps28
Product: ribosomal protein S28
Exons: 4
Coding region: 70-279 (69 amino acids)
Biological process (GO): translation; ribosomal small subunit assembly; maturation of SSU-rRNA
Cellular component (GO): cytosolic small ribosomal subunit; ribosome
Molecular function (GO): structural constituent of ribosome
Source: RefSeq, a predicted model, not a curated record
AAAAGAUUAAAGUUGAGAUAUAUACCGUCUGCGCACCACGUGACUUCCUUUCCGGUCUAACCUGACAACAUGGACGCCAGCCGCGUGCAGCCGAUCAAGCUCGCAAGAGUUACCAAGGUACUCGGAAGAACUGGUUCCCAGGGACAAUGUACACAGGUCCGUGUUGAGUUCAUGGAUGAUAGCAACCGCUCCAUCAUCAGGAACGUGAAGGGCCCAGUCAGAGAAGGAGAUGUGCUGACACUUCUGGAGUCUGAAAGAGAAGCCAGGAGGCUGCGAUAGUGCCCACUGAAGCUGUGAGGUGCCGAUCCAGCGCUGUGGAACAGAGGACACCAUCCGUUUCACUUGGAAUGGCCUACAUCUCAUUUGUUCAGAUGUUUUGAAAUAAAUUUGGUUAUUAAGAUGGAA